AUGCUUCUUUCCUCGCACCGCGCGGAGCAGGAAGACACACCCCUGACCCUACGCUCGCCCCUCAGCCGUGGGUCCUUCAUCCUUAGCCCCGGCCCUCCGGCGGUCCCCGCGGAACCUCCCCUGGCCCGACUACGCCAGCGGGCUCAGCGGGGCCGGAAAAUCGUGUUCCUCGGGGCCCGGCCCGGCGGGGAAGGUGCGCACAGCCGACCGGCAGCCGCGGGGCGGCGUGAGGGCCGCGUCCCUAGGCAGUCCCGGUGGACCCCGGGACCCACAGGCCGCCGUCCCUCCGCUGACUGCUCGGCGGGCUUCCGGGAGCGGGUCCCGGCGCCAGCCCGACCUCCCGGCUCCGGUGGCCCAAGGGAGCGCCCCCCGCCCUUCCUGCCCCGCGUCCGCGGGGUCCCCGCCGCGCCCCCGGUCUCAGGCACGAGCCAGGAGGCCCCUCCAGGCUUCCGUCCGGUCAGCCAGCGCUCCAAGAGCCCGGCGUCCUCCACAGCGGACGGGCAAGGGGCGGGAGCCGACGGCCCUGAGCCCUGCGGCCCCAAGCGGAGCGGCGCCCCGCGAGCUCGUCCAGUCGGCAGCCCCGGCCGCGGCCCACCACCCACCCACCACCCCCUGAGCCCGCCCGCCUGCGCCAGGCAGCAACCGCUCGCGCCCGCUCCUCACCUGCGACGCGCCCCGGCCCCCAGCUCACCGCCCGAACCGGCUGUGUACACCGGAAGUGACGUCUCCGGGCCGACCCCGCCCCCCGCCCCAGGCGGACGCCGGGUGGCUGCAGACCAAGCGGCUAGGAGCUGA
This is a messenger RNA of Physeter macrocephalus (sperm whale), 795 nucleotides long. RefSeq names its product basic salivary proline-rich protein 1-like. Lineage: Eukaryota; Metazoa; Chordata; Mammalia; Artiodactyla; Physeteridae. The transcript has a single exon. Bases 1 to 795 code for a protein of 264 amino acids. The record is from RefSeq and is a predicted model, not a curated record.